AUGACCGUUGACGCUUUAGUAGAAGAUUUAUAUUGCGGCUCGCAAAAUUGCUACGACGUUCUUGGAGUCAAACGGGGUGAUGUCAAGGCAACUAUUGCAAGAGCGUAUCGACGUAUGGCACGGAAAUACCAUCCUGAUAUUUAUAAGGGUAAAGACGCUGAACAAAAGUUUCGACUCAUCGCUAAAGCUUAUGAGAUAUUAAAAGAUGACGAAGAAAGGAAUAACUAUGAUUACAUGCUUGACAAUCCAGACCUGGUAUAUCGUCACUACUACCGAUACUACAAGAAGCGUGUAUCUCCCAAGGUUGAUAUCAGAGUUGUGGUUAUGGUCACAGUUACGGUAGUUUCACUGAUACAGUAUCUUGCAGGACUAAAUAGAUAUAAUGACGCCAUCAAGUACGCGCUAAGAGAUCAAAGAUAUAGAAAUCAGGCUAUAGAAGUAGCUAAAAGUAAGGGCCUAUGGAAUACUUCAAAGAAAAAGGGCAAAAGGUCGAAGAUGAUAGGUGGCUACAAAAAACCUUCAGUAUUCGAUGUUUUAUUUUUUCAGCUUUGUUUUAGUCCUCUCUACAUAGUUCAAUACAUCUUCUGGUACUUGCGUUGGCUUUGGAAAUUUAACGUCAAUAAAGAACCCUACGGACCAGAAGAACGAAUUUACCUCACUAGAAAAAAGUUAGGUCUUUCUGCAACGAAAUGGGAAUCUUUACCGGCAGAAAAGCAGUCAAAUUUUGAGAGUAGAGAAUUAUGGAUUGAUGAAAAUUUUAAGACAUUCACGGCUGAAAUGGAAGAAGACAUGAGGGUCAAGAACGCAAGCAGUAACAAAUACAAAAUGUACAGGCGAUACAUGAAAAAUCACAAGCCAUCGGCUAUGCAGAUAGAUUAA
Trichoplax adhaerens is the source of this 879-nucleotide messenger RNA. RefSeq lists its product as uncharacterized. Lineage: Eukaryota; Metazoa; Placozoa; Uniplacotomia; Trichoplacea; Trichoplacidae. Gene Ontology annotation, biological process: protein folding. Bases 1 to 879 code for a protein of 292 amino acids. Gene Ontology annotation, cellular component: endoplasmic reticulum membrane. The transcript has 14 exons. The record is from RefSeq and is a predicted model, not a curated record.